CAUACAUCUUAAUAAAAUUUUCUCUCAUGUUUACACAAAGAACGGGCUGAAUUUUGUUUCAUCUGGUUGAAUUUUGGUGUGGUAGGAGUCUCAGGUGGGGUGGCAGGAGACCUGAAAACUUAUUGAGGCAAAUCACUAGGAACUGGUCUAAGCUAAGGGAAAGGGUUGGAACACGUGCUCUUUAAGGUUCCUUCAGCUGUAACGGUCUGUGAUGAAAUGAACCUAUCACAUCUUCAUAAACAUGAUUUGUUGGAUUUCAGUGGCUCCCUGAGACUGUUUAGCACAGUGUUGGUAAUCAAGUUGAAUUGUAAUAUCCUUUCAAAGCAAGGUCUGGAGUAGGCAACUUAGAGAAAAACCAAUAAAUACAGUACAUAGGAGGCAAAUUUGGCUUGAUUGAAAACAUAUUUACGUAUUUUUUAAAAUUUUAAAUAGAUCCUUGAGUAAUUGAGUAGUUUUCUAAGUAAAGUAUAAGCAAAAAUGAUCUUCUCCCCUUUUUUUCUGUAUAGAAUAUGGGUUCUGCCACAGUAAGAUGGUUCUACAUACCAUUGGGCUCCAUGAUGCUCAUCAGUCUGGUUAAUGCUGAUUUUGAAUUUCAAAAGGGAGUGCUUGCCAGCGUCAGCCCCGGAAUCACAGAAGACAUUGAUCUCCAGUGUUGGAACACUUGCUCUUUGACAGUGAUGGAGCUGAAGGAACUUAAGAUAGAGCAUACUGUGGAUGCUUUCUGGAAUUUCAUGUUGUUCCUGCAAAAAUCCCAGCGGCCCAGACAUUACAAUGUCUUCUUAAACAUAGCUCAGGAUUUCUGGGACAUGUAUGUAGACUGCUUGAUUUCAAGAUCUCAUGGAAUGGGCAGAAGACAGGUGUUGCCUCCCAAGUAUAAUUUUCCACAGAAGAUAACAGGAGGUAAUUCAUAUAGUACUGAUAUAAGAAUAGCAGGUAAUUUAAGUAUGUACUUAUAA
Messenger RNA from Loxodonta africana (African savanna elephant), 956 nucleotides. It is a transcript of the gene FAM237B, whose product is annotated as family with sequence similarity 237 member B. The record is from RefSeq and is a predicted model, not a curated record. Bases 510 to 956 code for a protein of 148 amino acids. Lineage: Eukaryota; Metazoa; Chordata; Mammalia; Proboscidea; Elephantidae. The transcript has a single exon.